Messenger RNA from Desarmillaria tabescens, 2208 nucleotides. RefSeq lists its product as uncharacterized. Lineage: Eukaryota; Fungi; Basidiomycota; Agaricomycetes; Agaricales; Physalacriaceae. The record is from RefSeq and is a predicted model, not a curated record. The transcript has 7 exons. Bases 150 to 1913 code for a protein of 587 amino acids.
CUUCAUCUUAGUCUCUGCCACCCACCACCACCUACCGCCAUUCUUUGCUUUCCUCUCCUCCUUUCUGUUGCUUGCCAAUCCCGGAAUCGAGCCUUUGGUUGGCUCGAUUUCCGCUUUAAUUCCCAUAAUUUUCUUUAUUUUUCUCAACCAUGGCCCUUACCCAAACGGUAACUUUACCUGGUCCGGGUCCGUCUUGGGACGAGGAGGUGGUACCGGCUCUGCGAAAAAGACUGGAGAAUGAGACACGGACUUCCUUAGAUCGUGGUUCAUCAUCCUCACGCGUUACCCCCGCCAAAUCUUCUUCGACCCGUUCAAGAACAUAUUCGCAACCUUAUUCGUCUGACACGCAGAAAGGACGACUCAAUGGGAAGUCCAAUGGUUCGCGGUCAAGAUCUCCUCGCCAUGUCGAAGCCAAACCAACUCGCAUACCCAAGCCUACUCGAAGCAGAGCUGGCAGUACCUCAACAGGCAGUCCCUACGGUUCCCCGCAGUCAACCACCACUGAUCCUGACUUAUGGAUAGUGCAUGAACAACCGGCAGCUGCUUCUCGUUCGACUAUAUCCGAAACGAGUCGUCAACAACCGAUUCUUCUCAACGAGCCAGCUCCUUUCAAACCAGAAUCAUCCCCUUCUCUCAAUGCAUAUCAAUCCCAGGAAAGCAUCCGAAAGCCGCUUGACGACCCUCCACGGCCCUCCAUGGAAUCAGAAGAACGUCCGUUUGAGCAUUGGUAUCGGGGAGAGGUGUCGCGGAAUGGUGGUGUGGGCGAACUAAGAGAAGGUAGGCGAAGGCGAAGGCGAGCGGACAGUGUUGGCGCUACUGAACGCAGGGAGAGCUUCCACAUGGAAGAAGAUGGCGUUGCAGACGCUACUCAAGUAAUGGACGAGCACCCAUUGACCGACUUGGAUGGAGAAGCUUCGGACGCUGGGAACUCGUCAGACUAUUACACGCCAUAUUCCAAUCACAAUGGUGUGUCUGAUGCUUCGUCUGCUUUGACACCUGGGCCUACAGCCACGCGUGGAUCGCGGAGUAUUACGCCCACUUUCCAUCGACCAUCUUCCCGUCAACAACCAUCUCGAAUACCUACACCUACACGUCAGAUGACCGAACACUCUCGAAUGGCGACACCUACGCAAAUAGCAAGGGGAUCUAGCGAGCCCCCUUCUUUUGCAUCAACUUCAUACACUCCACCUAGCCGUUCGCAGACUAAAACCGCCUCACCUACAUUGCAACAAAAACGUGGUGCUUCACCCGCUUCUCUCUCUGCGUCAUCAAAGUCAAGGACGACCAUAUCCAAAGCUACACGUGCUAGGAACGAGGCUUUGAGGAAAGAACGAGACGAAGAAGCAAAGAGGCGCAGUGUCGCUCAUUACCCAACACCCAACGACGAUAUGCGAGACGCCAUACCUACAUGGACAGAACCUGUACCUCGGGAAGGUAAUUGGGACGAUGUGGUUCUACCAGUCGUUGCUAGAAAGAGGGGCCUCGACGGUCAUUACGAGCAAGCGGAUGGUAGCCCUAAGCCCAGACCAAUGGAAAGAGUCGUCGCACCGGCUCCCGGAACAUUCGGAUAUGACCACUCGAAGUAUCGUCCACCGUUGGAUGGUGAUCCUGACAGUAUCCUCAUGGAUGAGUUCGGAAGACCUAAUAACGACCACCCAACUGUACAAGAUACGGCGUACGAGGAGGAGACAAAGCCGCGUCCGCCACUAUCUCCAAUAUCUACGAAUCAUGACCGGACACCCUUGCCGGUUCGGACGCAGCCUCCUGCAUCGCCUGUACCAUUCUCACACUACGCGCCAAACACUACUGCAAAACUACAACCAGUUUCUGCUGGUGCGGCAAAGCUUGAGGUCCAGGAACCUCGUCUAGAAGAAGAGGAUGCAGGAGGAUGCUGCAAGUGCGUUGUUAUGUGACCUUUUUCAUAUUUCAUUUUGGCGCGUAUGGAUUUUCCCUUCUCUGUCUUUUUUCGCAUGCCUCCUCGUUCUGUAUUGCUGUGAGCCCUCAUAAUCACUUACCGCCUUAGGCCUCGUCCUCCUUGCUAUCGAUUACUACAUAAUCAUACUUCACUGUGUCCUUCCUUUAAGACCACUGUCGUUCAAUGGCACAUGUCAGCGCAUCCACCACUUUUGUGCUUUUAUCCUCGUGUAUUCAUAUCCGCUUUCGACCUUACCGUACGUUCCUAAUGCGCUUACUAUGUGGACAGUUUAU